AUGAUGAAAACUCUACUACUAUUGACAUGGAUGACGGCCACUGCCAAAGCUCAGCCUCAGACUGGAAUCCCAGUCCACGACAUCGGGUUUCGCAGGGCUCCUGCAGAUAAGAAUGGUGCUGAUAAUAUCAGUGCUGCCACCACCUGGAACAACACUGAUGUGGCAAGACACAUUUGGCCCUACACACCCUACCGUGAAGCCAAGCUCAGGGGAAAGCUUGAGCAUCUCAUCAAGGACCAAUUGGAGGAAGCCAAUUCUGAAUUUGCCAGCAACCUCUUUAGCAUUUUGAUUCCUCAAGUGGUUCGAGCAGGUGGUAUUGGAUUCUGUGCAGCUCUCAAUCCAUGCACCCAUACCUAUGCUAUUGGACAAACGGGCAUCAUUCCAGAUGUGGGAAUUGCAGGAAUCAUCUUUGUCACCUUGGAUGCUGUGGUAUUCUCCCUAACCAAACAGUUGGGCAAAGAAACACUCAAUCGCAUGUGGGAUGGUACCGGGGAACCUGAAGAGAUUUUUGUGGAUGGGCACAUUGCUGUCCGUGGUACUGGAAGCAUGGGAAUAAAGUUUUCCCCUAAGGUUAGCGCAACGGUCAAUGUUGACCUUUCCUUAAUCAUUGACGUGGCUCCAAACAGCAGAAACAACGAAAUCGCACCCAACUCACAGGCAUUGAAAGACAACAAUGAUAAUAGUGAAAAUGUGGACUUUGAGAUACUCCUCUCUGGUGAACCUGGUGUCGUUUUUGAAGUGGUGAGCAGCUUGGGUGGUAGAACAGAGACCCAUACAGUUGACCUUUCGGGGGUUAUCACUGUAGAGGCUGACAUGUAUUUGUAUGUUAGUGGCGAAGAUACAAAGCUCAUGCUUGCUGCCAGUAUCAACGUCAUGCUGGGGGGCAUCUGUGGUAUGACCCCUCUUAUGCUGCAGUCAUUUGUGAGAUAUUUAGUGGUGACUCCGAAUUAG
This is a messenger RNA of Seminavis robusta, 951 nucleotides long. The record is from the annotation of a GenBank genome assembly. Lineage: Eukaryota; Bacillariophyta; Bacillariophyceae; Naviculales; Naviculaceae.